This is a messenger RNA of Asparagus officinalis (garden asparagus), 1058 nucleotides long. RefSeq names its product bidirectional sugar transporter SWEET1a. Lineage: Eukaryota; Viridiplantae; Streptophyta; Magnoliopsida; Asparagales; Asparagaceae. Gene Ontology annotation, cellular component: membrane. The transcript is spliced from 7 exons. The coding region runs from base 71 to 811 and encodes 246 amino acids. Gene Ontology annotation, molecular function: sugar transmembrane transporter activity. Gene Ontology annotation, biological process: carbohydrate transport. The record is from RefSeq and is a predicted model, not a curated record.
CUUUAUAUUCCAAAAACACACGCAGAGCAAAGGGGAACAGAGGUUUCUGUUUUCUUCCCAAAAGGCAAGUAUGGAGCAUGUUCUGCAUUUCGUUUUCGGCAUUUUCGGGAAUGCUACUGCUCUCUUCCUCUUCUUGUCACCCAUAUUAACUUUUCGGAGGAUUAUAAAGAACAGAUCCACUGAAGAAUUUUCAGGGGUCCCCUACAACAUGACCAUGCUCAACUGUCUCCUCUCUGCUUGGUACGGGCUUCCAUUUGUUUCGCCAAAUAACCUCCUAGUAUCGACAAUCAACGGCACCGGUGCCCUGAUUGAGGCGACGUAUGUGCUGAUAUUUCUGAUUUUUGCGCCGAAGAAAGUGAGGGCAAAAAUGAUGGGACUCCUCGCUCUGGUGAUCUCUGUGUUCGCUUCAGUAGCACUUAUAUCAGUGUUUGCUCUUCAUGGCCAAACAAGGAAGCUCUUCUGUGGAUUUGCAGCUACAAUCUUCUCUAUUUGCAUGUAUGCGUCUCCAUUAUCUAUCAUGAGGCUGGUAGUCCAAACAAAAAGUGUGGAAUACAUGCCAUUCCUUCUUUCCUUAUUUGUAUUCCUGUGCGGAACUUCAUGGUUCAUCUAUGGACUUCUUGGACACGAUCCAUUCAUCUCGGUACCUAAUGGCUGCGGGAGUGCUCUAGGAGCAAUGCAGCUCAUCUUGUAUGCGAUAUACAGGAACCAUAAAAAGGAAGAGACCAAUGGUGUGGCUAAGACUGGAGAUUCUAUGGAGAUGGACAAUGUGAAACCUGCACAAAAGUAUGAGAGUAAUGGAGAACAAGUAUAGAUACUACCGUCUGUCUACUGCCCCGCUCCCUUGUAUUCUCUGUUUCUUUUAGCUUGUGCCUUGUUGAAAUUGACAGCUAGAGAGCAAUGUUCAGUAGCUGUCAGUUACCUCUUUUGCUUUUGGGUGAGGAUUUAAGAGUGACGGUCCUCCUUUUGCAAAAUUCCCUGGAGACUAUCUAUUGACUGAAUAUGCAAUUCUGUGUCUCUACACAUUUUCAUGUUGAAUUCUGAUUUUUAUUUUCCUUUUC